GUUGAGUUAGAUGUUUUGCGUAAGGUCAAAGCGCGUAUGUUGAUGUUCGCGUUAUGUUUCCAAUACUUGUAACAUGACGACAAUCGAGUCCAGAGUUCCUCGUCGGCGUGCGAAUUCUGCAGAACCCAGGACAAAUUAUUUUGUACGGAAACUUUCCAAAUUGGUUUUAAAUGAAAGCAACCUCCAAAAUACCUCUUAUCUCAAGGAUUUUAAUAUGAACCGCAAAUUGUUUAUACAACAGACGAAGUUUACCAAUCCUUUUUCCCGUCUGGAUUUUCGGAAAAAAAAGAAGAAGACUGCUAAAGUCAAAGUUCCACCAUUGGAUUUUUCCCAGUCGUAUACUGAGUUGAUUUUGGAACUUGCCUACACAUCAAACUUAACACGUCAAGUUAUUCGACCAUUUAAUCGUUGUCAUUUAAUAAGUCAAUUAACUGAAUGUGCACGCUUGAUUCGUGGACGUAUUGCAUCCGGUGCUGCAUGUAUCCAGCUUCCUUUACAAGCCGAUUCCAAAAAUGACGAACAACGUAUGAGUGACAAUCGAAUGAUUAUGGUAAAAAUUAAUCAGUUUAAUGAAGCACAUGCAUUAUUUACUGAUUGGAUUAAUAAGCUCUCAUUAGCUCCAUUUGUAACUAACACAUUUGGUCCGACAGUUGUUCAACCUUCUGAUGAAAAUAGUCCUACAAAUCAACAGAUUCUACUAUCAAAAUCAAGUUAUUCUAUACAGGAUGCUAAUUUACUACAAGAUUUACAAUGUGAUGGUGAAUUGUUAUUCUGUCAACUUCAAUCAUGUGCCUUGGCUGUGUUUGAAUUACUCAAAAAUGUUGGCUAUACCACGUUUGUUGAACCGUCAUGUAUGGAAGCUUCACUCUAUAAAAGUUGCUAUGCACAAAAUGAAUCAACCCCUACUCAUUUAAACAAAAAUGGUCAUGAGAUUAAAAAUAAUGGUACCGAAAUUCUUGGCCAUUCUCAUUCGAAUAACAAUACAUCAAUAAAAAGUUCAAGUGUGUUCACUGAUGAAGAUCGUGAACUUUUAGCUAAACUAUGGCGUUAUUUAGAUCCUAAUAGUAGUGUACUAGGUACUAAUUCACCACCACCAAAACCUCCACUACCUAACUUAUGUCCCCUCAACAUUCCAUUCUCUGAUCGUCGUACGGAUUUAGUCAGCCCUAGUAAUCAAUCUUCUCAACUUAAUAUGAACCCAUUUGAUGAUCCAAACUUGGUAACAUAUUUAUGUACAAUCGCUUCUACUGCUCAACAAAAGUACCCUUCAAAUUCAAGUCCAAAUAAGAAAAGUUCAGAUUGUCAAAAAGAAUUUAUAUUACCAACCACCAGAUUGGAUUUAAAUGCAGCUGACCACUUGUGUUUCCCAUUGGUCGAUGAGUCGGAUACUAGUGAUCUAGAGUCGAAUUUCAAUUAUCUUAAUAAUUUGAUUAAAUUAGAUGAUUCUUGUACAAUACAAACACCUAGUUAUAAACCUAACAGUGCAUCAUUUUCAAUUAAAGAUGCCCCACGUUCUGUUAUCGAACAACCUAAACUGCCUACUAGACAAAAGGAAAAAGUUGAUCGCUUUGAUGAAACACCGUUAUAUUCAACAACUUGUAACGGGAAUUUUUCACAUGUUCAUUCCAGUCGAAAAUUACCAUUUCAAUUGAAAGACUGUAAAUACUGGUCAAAGUCAAUGUCAUCUGCAGAUUCGAAUAAUCCACUUAGUGAUACUUUCAUGCAGGAGCAAGUAGCAAAAAUGGUGAUGCAUUUACAAGACAAUGAUUCGUGUACUUCACAUCAGCGGGAAAAUCCUCUUAUUACAUGCACACCAAGUGCGAAUAACUCCAUUACUACUAGUUCGUCUGAUACGACUAUUACUACUACUAGCACUACACUUACUACUGUCAUUCCAAAUGAACAAAACACUUCAACGUUAAAUAGUGAUGCCAACUGUGAAUCAAUGACAUCCAUCACUGAGGAUAUUGACGAUCGUUCACCUAAUUGUCAUUCUGAAGUAAAAUCCGAUACAGAAGAUGUUUAUGAAUUCAUUGAAGCAAAUGGUAAAAAGUAUCGACGUCAUUUUCAACGACGUGUUGUCAUUGAACGGCAUAAAGUUAGGGAAAUUAUAUUAGCACCAUCACUUCCAGAUGGUAUGGGACCAGAUCUUAAUCGAGUUAUACUCAGCCGAUCUGAUCAGACAAAUACUAAAUCCGUCAACAAUAAUAAUAAUGAACUUAUUCCACCAAUUAAUACAUUAUCAUUAAAUAACUCUUGUAACUCUUCUUUAAAUCAUAUCAAUGCAUUGAACUCUUCUGAAUUUAAACCUCAAUUCGGAAAAUGGAAUAUUUCCUGUGAUAAUGCUGCUAAUGAACACAACGAUUGUAUGGAUCAUGACGACUUAGAAGAAUCCCAGUUCACCAAAGCUGACGCUGGACCACCAAAACCAUCUUUACCGAAUGAGAAACCAUUGGUUAGUUAUAUGUUUCGAUUCGGAUCAUCUGAUUGUGACAAUCCAGAUGAUGAACGACGUUUAUCUGAUCGAUUAAUUGAUUUUUUCCGUGACCAAUGGUUAAAAGAAGAGUCUGCAGCGGGACCACAUGAACGUAAAAAAGUUAUUUCUUAUACACAAAGUUAUACACAACCUGCAACCAAUGGUGAUUUUAUUCAUAAAUCAACGUGGAUUCAACAUACAUGCACAGUUCGAAUGGUUGGAGGUCUUCAAGGAUUAAAAGCUCAGGCUAGUCGUAAUGCUGAAAUGAAAUUACCUGAAGUAUUAUCAGAUGAAUUUUCAGAUAAAAUAUCUUGUAAUUCACUUACUUCAUCAUCCAAUGAAAUAACAUCAUCUUUAAUUGAAGAACCAGAUGUAUCACAACAAUUAAAAUCGGAUUCAUUAGAGUUUAACCGUCACAAAUCACAAAUCAUUAUUACCAGUGACGAAACAGACGAUGAAGAAAUACGUGAUAACCAUAUCCCUACAGUAACUCAAGAAAGAGAAAUUUACACAACUCUACCUAUCGUGGAAGUUACCAAUGUACUACCUAUCUUAAGUCUUUUAAAAGCAAACGAUUAUUUAGUAUGGGGUGAUCGAAAUUCUCUAAAUGAUAUUUCUGUACAUGCUGGAUGUAUUGAUGCUUUAAUAGUGUAUAUAACGUCAUAUGGCCGUAUGUCACCAUCAUAUUAUUUAUUUUUCGAAACAUUUCUUUUUAUGUAUCGUUCAUUUAUGACAUCUGAUGAAUUAGUGAACCGUUUGAUAACGCGUUAUCAUUACUUUAGCCAUCCUCCACGUUAUUUAUCGCAUUUGACAAAUUUAUCUCAUGAGAUCAGAUCUAAAGUGUGUACGUCUACCGUGUCAAUUUUAGUGACUGUGGUUACACGAUUAAAACAUGAUUUAAAUGAUAAAUUACUAGAAAUUCUUCAAAAUUUCGAAGAAACACUUUCACAAGACGAAUAUAAAUCACUUAGUCGAAUUUUACACAUUACAAUUUUUCGACAGUCACAGGAAAACUUACAAAUUCAUUCUAACUCAAAAAACAAUGAGUUAAUCAAUAAUAGUAUGCAUAAAUCUGAUUCAUUUCUAUCAAAUAGUGGUCGAACAUCAUCAGUAGGAGAUAUAUCAUCCGACCAAUCCAUGUUAAAUAGAAUUAAGGAAACAGAUCAAUGCGCUGAAUUUAAUGAAAAUAUUGGAUUUAUCACAUUACCAAAGACUAAAUCUAGACGAUCACAUGCUUUGGAAAAUGUUGAUCGUUAUUCAGUGAUUGAAUCGACAGAAAAUGAUUAUGUCAAUCCUUCUUCUACGAUAAAUUCACUUCCAACUAAAAGAAUAUUGUUGAGUACAUCAAAAAGUAGUCUUAGUCUAUUAAAUUUCUCUGCAAAAUCUUUAGCUGAACAACUUACCUAUUUAGAAUGUUUAAAUUAUUAUAAAAUUAAUGUCUUUGAACUGCUUGACAUUUCAAAACUAGAACAAGGUAAAGCACCUGGUGUAGCCGCUUGUGCACAUCAUUUUACAAUGCUUUCUAACUGGGCCACAUAUCAAAUUUUAUCCUUGACAAGUGCAUCUGAUCGUGAUAAGGUUGCAAACCGUUUAUUGGAUGUUAUGGAACACUUGUACAAACUCCAAAAUUUUAGCUCCUACCUGUCUUUACUUUGUGCAUUUCUCCUAGUACCAGAAGCUUUGUUUUCUCGAAAAACACUGAGUCGUCUUAGUCGGGUUACGCCGUACAUGCAACCGCCUUACUUUUCAAAAUAUCGUCGUGACUUAGAAGCAGCCAACCCACCAUUAAUACCAUAUUUAGGUUUAAUGCUGCAGAAUUUAAUUGUCCUAGAUCAGGUUGAUAAAUAUCAAUCAUGUCAUGGUCCUAUUAUAAACUUUUGGCGAUGUUGGAAACAUUUUUUGAUUAUACACGUUUUCGUCAAACAAGAGAAAAUGGAUCCUGAAAAAUCUCGUUAUUCGAUCCGUCCUGAUUUGAAAAUCUUACAAUUUCUUGGCAAUUUUAAAAAUUCUCUACCUGAAGCAGAAUUACGUCGUUUAGCUAAUCGUUUACGUCGAAGUAUUUCAUAAUUUCAUCAUUUAAUUAUAAUACAACACUUAUGUAACUUAUUGUUUGUUACUAAUCAGCUCAUGUGUAUAAAAUAACCUAUAAUAUGUACAAUAAUACCAUUGUUUUAAUGUAUCAUUUUACUCCCCUUUUUUAAAAAAAUCCAUAUUUUGAAGUAAUUUUGAAUUGUAAAUUUCAAGAUUAUUUUUUGUUGCUUAUUAUAAUAUCAUUCAUACUGUUAGAUUAUUGUUAUCAUUUUUUGUUCUAAAUAUAUAAUGAAUAUCUAUUG
Molecule: messenger RNA, 4809 nt
Organism: Schistosoma spindalis
Lineage: Eukaryota; Metazoa; Platyhelminthes; Trematoda; Strigeidida; Schistosomatidae
Source: the annotation of a GenBank genome assembly